Periophthalmus magnuspinnatus is the source of this 1223-nucleotide messenger RNA. It is a transcript of the gene fcer1g, whose product is annotated as Fc epsilon receptor IgFc epsilon receptor Ig. Lineage: Eukaryota; Metazoa; Chordata; Actinopteri; Gobiiformes; Gobiidae. Gene Ontology annotation, cellular component: Fc-epsilon receptor I complex. Gene Ontology annotation, molecular function: IgE receptor activity. Gene Ontology annotation, biological process: cell surface receptor signaling pathway. The transcript is spliced from 5 exons. The coding region runs from base 147 to 419 and encodes 90 amino acids. The record is from RefSeq and is a predicted model, not a curated record.
ACCACAACUUCCCUUUAAGCUAGCAAGCUAUGCGGUAACACUAGAGGCAAACAAGUAGAAGAGCCAGAGCCAGCCCAGCAGACGUCCUUGCCGCGUCCUUAAAUCCACUCAGAGUGCUCCUCAAUCAGUCAGUCCAGUGUCCAAGCAUGGGGCGCCAUGGUCCUCUAGCUCUUGCCCUCCCGCUGUGGAUGUGCUUUGGAAGAGCAGCUGCCAGUCUCCAUGAACCUCAGAUCUGUUAUGUUCUGGAUGGAAUCCUCUUUCUGUACGGACUGGUGCUCACCACUCUCUACUGCAGGCUCAAGAUCCUCAGUUGUAAGAAGAGGACAGAUGGAAAACCAAAUAAGGGCACUGAAGACGGCAUCUAUUCGGGUCUGACCCAGCCGGCCGACACAUACGAAACCAUUGGCAUGAAGACCUAAGCAUGCCACACAUUGAUACAAAUAUUAAUGUUUUUAUGUGUUUGUAUUUAAUUACAUAUUUCAUAAUUCUUGUGCGGCUUUUAAAAUGUUGCAACUGAGAAAAUGGGAAGUGGUUUAAAUAAGAGGAAACUGUAAGAAAUGCCUUGUUAUGCUAAAUAUUUCUCACAUUUUAAUAUAAGCUUCUUUGAGAUAUUGUAUUUCCCAUAUUUGGACAAGUCAUUAAGUGACUUGAGAUGCUUUUUGAUUUUAUUUUAUUUUUUCAGAAUACUGUUGCUUUUAUCACAUUGUCAUAUGUAUGUUGUAAAGGUAUAGGUUCCAUAGUGGUCCAGGGUGUAUACUAGUACUGUUCGGAUACAGCUGAAGGGAUUCAGGAAAGAUUAAUUUCUGUCCUGUAAAUGUGACUUUUUUUAGUAUCAAGUAAUAUCUGAUUUUUCAUACUUUUGACAACCCUAACCUAAUCCUACUUUGGCUACUACUAUUAGUCCAAGUUUAAUCCUGGUUUGAAAUGUUUUAAUUUGGUUCAGUAUUUCUCCUUUGCACAAUUUUAGAUUGUCUCUAAAGUUAACUGAAAUAUCUGGAUAGAUUGGUGUUGAUAGAACAUUGUGAAAAAUGUAUUAUAGCUUCCACCUUUGUUCCCAUAAAAUUUUAAGUGUUCUGUUCUCUCCUUUGCCACAAGAUGUCAGAGAUGCAAGCAACCCAUAUUUGAGGUAAAGGAGCAGCACUUGACAACAACACACUUUCUAUCUGUCCUAUUGUUGUAUGACUGCUUUUGAACUAUUGUAAUAAAGAUUUUUUUGUCUAUUA